This is a messenger RNA of Ostrinia furnacalis (Asian corn borer), 3673 nucleotides long. Its product is annotated as fibrillin-2-like. Lineage: Eukaryota; Metazoa; Arthropoda; Insecta; Lepidoptera; Crambidae. The transcript is spliced from 16 exons. The record is from RefSeq and is a predicted model, not a curated record. Gene Ontology annotation, molecular function: calcium ion binding. The annotation marks the transcript as partial.
UGCGAGGGAGACAGAUGUCGCGUCACAGUCGGCGGCUACGCGCUCACGGGCGACGGCCGCAACUGCCGCGACGUGGACGAGUGCUCCGAGGAGCCGCACCCCUGCGGCCGCGAGGGCUCGCCGUCCUGCACCAACACUAACGGGGGAUAUGAAUGCUCGUGUGGAGAGGGCUGGCGUCUCGUGGGAAGACGCUGUGUGGACAGAGAUGAGUGCAAAGAGGUGCCGUAUGCCUGCGCCGGUGGCGAGUGCAGAAACUUUAACGGAGGAUACGUGUGCGACUGCCCCGUGGGCUGGCGCUUUGACAAAGCAGCUGCUCUGUGCGUAGAUGAACGCACUGAGAUGUGUUUCGACGAGUGGAGUGGCGGCCGCUGCCACCGCGCGCGCCCGCUGCGCCUCUCGCGACCCGAGUGCUGCUGCUCGGAAGGUGCUGCUUGGGGUACUUAUUGUGAGCGCUGUCCUGCACCGGAAUCUCCGGAAUUCCUGCGCAUCUGCCAAGGUGGCAUGGGACGUCCUAAUAUGACACAGGAUCUGGACGAAUGCAAAGUGCGUCCCGACGUGUGCCGCGGCGGUCGCUGCGUGAAUACUGACGGCUCUUUCCGCUGCGAGUGCGCCGACGGCUACAUUCUCGACGCGGCCGCGCUGACGUGCGUCGACGCCGACGAGUGCGCGCUCGACCCACGCAUUUGUGGCAACGGGACCUGCACCAACACUGAUGGCGGAUACCAGUGUACUUGCAACCUUGGCUUCACGGAGGGGCCUGAACACACAUGCGUGGACAUCGACGAGUGCGCAGAAGGCCGGGCCUCGUGCUCGUUCCGCUGCCACAACACGCUGGGCUCGUUCCGCUGCACGUGCCCGUACGGGUACACGGUGGCGGCCGACGGCGUGCACUGCCGCGACAUCGACGAGUGCGCCGCGCCCGACCCGCCCUGCCCGCACGCGUGCGAGAAUAUCGUCGGCUCGUACGUCUGCAAGUGUCCUGAAGGUUACCGGCGCACAUCAGCGCCUCACGACGCGCCCGACGCAUGCGAGGACAUCGACGAGUGCGCCGAGCGGCCGGAGCGCUGCUCGCCCGGCGUGUGCAUCAACACCGACGGCGGCUUCGCCUGCGACUGCGACGCCGGCUUCGAGCCCAGCGACGACGGGACGGCCUGCAUCGAUCAUCGAACGGGAAUGUGCCACCGCUCGCUGGUUUCCGGCCGUUGCACCCCAGAGCCGUGGCCCAGGAGGAUCGAGUCAUCUACGCCAGCACUACCUGCACACGUCACUAAGGCUCAAUGUUGCUGUACUGUCGGCGCGGCCUGGGGUCCUGAAUGCGAGCUGUGUCCCGCUCACGGAACUGCCGAGAGAGCUGAACUCUGCACGGUCACCAACCUCGGCGGAGGCGGCGGAGGCGGCGGCAGCGGCGGCGGCGGCGGCAGUUUCGGCGGCGGCUUCGGCGGCGGCAGCGACCACAAAAUCGGAGGCGGACACGGCGGAGGAGUCAUCGGAGGGGACGGCAGGUUCCCGGACAUAUUCGGAGACGUCGACGAGUGUGCGGCCAUGCCUGGACUCUGCGCUCCGGGCAGAUGUGUGAACACGAUUGGCAGUUUCCGCUGCGUAUGCGGCCGCGGCUACAAAUCAGCGGGCGAUGUUUGCGUGGACGUGGACGAGUGCGCACAGCGUCCCAAGCCGUGCGCACAGGUGUGCCGCAACACCGAAGGCUCGUACGAGUGCGCCUGCCGCGCCGGCUACGAACUUGAUGAUGACGCUGACUGCAAAGACGUGGACGAGUGUGCGCGCGGAACGCAUACCUGUCAGCAGACCUGUACUAAUACGGAUGGUUCUUAUGAGUGCUCCUGCCAGGAGGGAUAUGAGAAGCGAGGAGAUGCCUGCGUAGACGUGAACGAAUGCCACGAGGAGGGCAUAUGCCCGGCGCCGGGCAAGUGCGUGAACCUGCUGGGCUCGUACCGCUGCGUGUGCCCGCGCGGCUUCCGGCUGGACCUGGCCGGCGCGCGCUGCCUCGACCGCGACGAGUGCGAGGACGGCCGCUGCCAGUCGCCCUGCCGCAACUACGCCGGCGGCUACCGCUGCGAGUGCCCGGCCGGCUCCGUGCGCGGCGCGAGCGGCGCGUGCGUGCCGGUGGACGCGUGCGCGGCGGGCCCGUGCGGCGCCUCGCCGUGCUUCCCGGUGGCGGGCGCCUACCGCUGCGGCUGCCCCGCCGGCUACGGCUGGGACGCGGCGCACGGCGUGUGCCUGCAGUUGGCUGGCGGCUGCGCUACCGCCAGUUGCUUAUUCGGCUGCCAGUCUCUCGGCGACUCGUUCGAGUGCGGCUGCCCCACCGGCUACAGACUGGUCGGAGCUGGCCACUGUUUGACCGCACUGGAUGCGGCGUUACCUCCCGAUGACAUAGGAGACGCGCCGGUCUUCCCGCUCGGCAACCAGUACAAGGUUGGAGGGACGGGAAGCGACUUGGUAUCUAACGAAGGCUGCUUCAGCUGUAAGAUAAAUGGACGUAGACGAAGAGCACCCGAGGAAGCAUUAGUAUUCGCCAACGGCACCACAGUCGUAAGGAAACGCAGGAGACGCAGCAGACGGCGCCGCUCGCUGCUGGAGCCCGAAGCAGAGCUGAUCGUGAUCUCAGCGACGGCGCGCCAGACGUGGGGCCGCGCGCCGCUGCUGCGCCUCGUGCCCGCCGAGGGCAGUGCGCGUGCGCACUACCGCAUCGCGUAUGGGGACGACGACAAGGACUUCAUCCUCAACAAGCGCGACGGCGCGUGGGCACUACGGAUGCGCCGGCACCUCAAGUCAAACACAGAGUUAGAGCGACAGCUGGAAUUAGAAGCCCGCUUCGUCUACCCGCAGUCGAGGCCGCGUUCGCGCCGCGCCGCCCUCUCCCCGCUCGCUUCAUCCACCCCUCUCGCGCCCGCGCCGCUACGACUCUACGUCACAGUCCGAGUUGCGCCCGCGCCUUCGAAACGCUGAUACGGUAUCUGGUAUACGACACGACUUGUUUUGUGAAGCUGUGUAAGAAUGAAAACGUUGAUGUUUUUUGGAUUUUUGGAUGAAGGUAUUUUUACGUUGCUUCGUGACGUGGAGUAUACGAUAUUUUUGUGGAAUCACUGUAAUCUACGCAUUCCAUGUAGCAAUGUAAAUAUACCUUUUCAUCUUUCGUAAUUAGGAAAAGAUUUGUAGAGUGUUUUAUUCAUGUAUUAUUUUUGGAUAUUGUGGAGAUAUGUAAAUUGAGUUUCCCAGAAGAAAUAAGUAUAGCUAUGUAACUGUUAAUAAAAUUACAUCCAUAAUGAACGGAAUGAAAUUAAAGCGUCUUAAAACGUCUUAGUAAUUUCAGAGAAUACCGUUUCUCGAGUUGGUUAAUUAUGUUCUCUAAAUAUUGUUUUUUUACGUUUCCUAAUUACUAAUAACAUCUAUGUUCGUUUUGCGAUGUUCAUGUGAAAAACACAUUCUGGUAUUAAACCAUCAAAUGAUAUUUUUACAAACGAACUGUUCCUGGAACUUCCUGAAAUGGUUAUGAAAAUAGCUUCGUAAGUAUUCAAAACGAAACGCUCUACACUUCUCUUGGUAAUUUGAUAUAUUUUUCAAUUAUAGAGACGCACUUGUGAAGUCGAUAAAAUUAUCGAUAUGAAAAAAAAAAUUGUUUCAGAGUGUAAUAAUAUCUUGCUUUUUGCUGACAUAA